Messenger RNA from Scatophagus argus, 3422 nucleotides. RefSeq names its product ST8 alpha-N-acetyl-neuraminide alpha-2,8-sialyltransferase 6 (gene st8sia6). Bases 594 to 1730 code for a protein of 378 amino acids. NCBI's taxonomy places the organism in Eukaryota, Metazoa, Chordata, Actinopteri, Scatophagidae. Gene Ontology annotation, molecular function: alpha-N-acetylneuraminate alpha-2,8-sialyltransferase activity. Gene Ontology annotation, biological process: N-glycan processing; oligosaccharide metabolic process. The transcript is spliced from 8 exons. The record is from RefSeq and is a predicted model, not a curated record.
GAGCAGAGGGAGCUCUAGCUUUGGCACUACUGGAGAAAAGUACGACUGUGAGUUUGUCGGCCAGAGGAAAGAAGAUUGUUGGGCCAAGGAGACAUGACAAAGAUUAAAGAAGGAUGUGGAGCACCACAAGAUCAGUUUUCUCUCAGCUGACCUUGAAACAAACAGAAAGAGAGAGAAGAAAAAGUCGAGAAGCCCAGAGGACUUGUCUGAACUAGAAGCAGAGAAAGAAGACUGGUUUCUAACUGGGGAGACGUGUUCUCACUCACCCAGAGGAAACACUGAGUAUAGCCAGACAGACAGGAAGAGGGUGAGGGAGAGGAGGAGGAGGACGACGACAAGCAGAGAGUACAAAAAAACAUAAGACAGCAGAGAGGCAUAAAGAUUAACACCCUCGAGAGAGCGAGAGAGAGAGUGAGACGGGUUUGUGUGAAAGAGGUUCGACUGGGGAGAAACGAGCAGAAGAAGGAAGGAAAACUGAAAGCAGACGGACAGCAGAUAGCGGGUGAGCGUUGAGCAAGGUGAAGCAGGACAGAAAAGACAGGGACAUAUGGUGUGAGGGGGCUAGCGGGCAAAGUUAGCAGGAGGGGGGAGGUAUGAGGGUGCAGCUCCUGAAGUUACUCUUCUGCUUCAUUCUCUGUUUGGUGAGCCUGAUCAUCUGGUGCACGUUCAGCCACAGCAAUGUGGAAGCUCACAAAUCGCCUCCUACAAAGAAAAGCGCAGCUCGACCUGCUGUCCUCUGUGCAGGCUGCAGCAAUGUGGAAGCUCACAAAUCGCCUCCUACAAAGAAAAGCGCAGCUCGACCCGCUGCCCUCUGUGCAGGCUGCAGGGAGGUCAUCGACAAAGUAACAAAGCUUUACUCUCAAACCUGGAAAAGGGAUGAUAAAAAUUACACAUAUUUCAGAUCUGAGCUGAAAAACAAGUGCCAUGGUUUUGAAAAGGCCAUCAUCACCCAAGCCAACACGGCUGUGGGAUCUAAGCUUGUGUACGACGGGGAAAGGAAGAGGACCCUACAGGUGACCCAGGAGAUUUUCAGCACCUUCGCAAAGGAGCAUCCUUUCCCAAACAAAACAUGGGACACUUGUGCUGUGGUUGGGAACGGAGGGAUCCUGGCCAACAGCAGCUGUGGAAAGACGAUCGACUCAGCUCAGUUUGUUAUCAGGUGCAACUUACCUCCUUUGGAAAAAGGCUACGAGAAACAUGUGGGCCUCAAGACUGACCUGGUGACAGCGAACCCAAGCAUAUUCAUGGAGAAGUUUGGGUCUCUAAAGGGGCGUCGGCGUCGGUUUGUGGAUAGUUUGCGUACCUAUGGCAACUCCCUGCUGCUAAUUCCCGCCUUCUCCUUUGGCCAAAGCACUGAUGUGUCCCUGCGGGUUGUCUACACCAUUGAGGACUUUGAAAGCCCCACCCGGCCCGUCUUCUUCAACCCCGAGUACCUCAGGAGUCUGGCCACAUUCUGGCGCUCCAAAGGCAUACGAGCAGUGCGGCUCAGCAGCGGCAUGAUCAUGGCUAGCAUGGCUCUGGAACUCUGUGCCAACGUGCAUCUCUAUGGAUUCUGGCCUUUCAGCAAUCACCCAUAUGGAUUCCGUGCCCUGACGAAUCACUACUACGACGACAGACAAACUAAAACGAAGAUCCAUGCCAUGCCGGCUGAGUUUGACCUCCUGCUGCGGCUGCACAGAGAUGGGGUGCUCAAGCUUCACCUGGAGGACUGUCAACCGGGUGAAAAGUAGUUCCAGAGCCCAGAGCAAAGUGCCUUCUUUGUAGCCUCAGGACGAAGUCAGACACUCAUGCAAUGGGUGGACAGAUCUAUUUUCACUGGUGACACAGACUAAACCGGAUAAUUCGUGGUGGCAAUGUGGAUACUUGGAAUCUGGACUUGUUGUGAAUCCCGAGUUGGCCUAUCAGCAGUCAAGUCAUUUGCACUGAGAACUUCAACAAUCAUAAGACUCAUAAGACUGUAAAGAAUCUGCAAACAGUCUUAUAAUGUACGUAGAGCUGUAUUUAUUAUCACAAAAGUUCCAGCCGGAUUCUGAUUUAAAAAGGAAUCCCUUGCCAGACCUGUGUGGGGGUCUGUAUUGUCGUGCCUUAUAUGAAUGGCCGUGGGGGCUCUUGAAAUAAUCUGAAUGUAUUUUGAAGAAAAUCAAAUACCUCCUUUACAUCAGUUGUCGGUCUAAAACACUUCAGCUUUUAAUGAAAACAGCAGCACGGUGAAUGUGAAGAAUCUUUUCAGAUAUUCAGACAUAUAACCACUUUGACAGUAUUCUGCACACUACUGAGGGGAAAAGUGGUUGUAGAGGGAGGAUGUCACUGUUCCUGCUGAAUGUAACACAAACAAGAGGAAAACCUCUGAGUGCCUGCAGGUCAUGCCUUUGGAGCAUAAGCCACACACCAUAAUGGCUGCCCUCUGUGGCCUAUGGUUGUCAGAAGAACUUAUUAAGUGAGCCUCUGAGCCCAGGGUCACUGCAGAAUAAUAAAAAAAUGCCAAUACCAAUAAAUAUCCCUUGUUGCCACAGUGGGUGCCCAGAGAGGGAUAAAUAAGUGCCUUCAAAAAGAAGCAACGUCCUCAUAUUUUACAGUAUUGGUUAGGAAAAUUUGAUGUAAAGGCUAAAUCUAUUCAGAUUUAACCAACUCCAGCAUAAGGUGAUGUAUUGAUUGUGAAUUGUGCACUGUGGGCAAAAACUGUAACCUUUGGGGAUUCUCUUGUGACAUCUUCAUCAAGACUUCGGUGGGUUCACGCUGACCCUUGAAAAGUCUCAAAAGUCAUUUCUGUGGACCAGAGAAAUAAUGUAGGAGCUGUAGAUGACCAAACUUGCCAAUGUCAGGAUUUGAAUGUUUGUGAGCAGUGUGAUGUGAUGUGAGAGGAAAAAAUGCCGUUCUGAAUAAAUAUUUGUCAAAAACAGAAAAAGAAAUGAAAAGGCUAUUUGUACGUGAUCAGCGGCUGGAGUGGAAUCCAUUUGUCUGACCAGGAAGGCAAAAGCUUUUUCCCAGACGUCUCAGCUUGCAGAGUUUAGUGUAUUUGAGCCUUUAAGUGCUGCAAACCUGCCAAGAUUUGUCAUUAGAAUUCAGUAUUCCGGCUUACAAGCAGAACAUUUGACCAGUUUGAGGACACAGUUUGUGCUCGGUGUUCGAGUCAGGGCUGGAACACCGUAUGAUCCAGUGUUUUAUUAGCACAGUCGUUAUGUGAGCACACUUCCAUUAAUCCUCUCCUAUUUUAGUUACACCUCAUACAGCAAUUUCCCUUGAUUUAAGUCAUGUGCAUGACUCCUUAUUCAUAUUGCCGUUCAUUAUUUGGUCUCAUGUCUUUCCAUUUUUGAUACAGCUGUGAUAUAAGAGGCUUACACAUUACUGCACCUUCCACUUCUCCAAGUUUCUCCUGCAUGUCCUGCUGCAGGGCAUCCCACACUUACUGGAUGGACCAGACA